AUUUGGUGUCUUUACAAUGUACUGUGUAUUUCAUGUAUUACUAUGGAAUGACUUUCUAUCCACAUUAAAAGAUAAACAUUAUUUUUUCUUAAACAAUUAUUUAAAAAAAUCAUAUAAAUAUUUUGGCGAUACGUUGUUAUAUUUUUUUCACAUUUAAUAAUUUUCUGACAUCUAGUACCGGUAUUUGCUUCAAAGAAUCUUCAUAAAUGCAAUUUAAUAUUCAAGAACUCAUACAUGUAUCGCUGCGAUGCCUCUGAUCAGAGAAUUACUAGUAAAUACGGUGUAAAUUCAAUUGAUGGCGGUAGUUACUCUUUUAAAAAUCCUAUUUGCUACCUUGUAUCUAUAAUACAAUUUCUUCUUUUAAUUUGGUUGUAAACAAGUUUAAUCGUUUAAUAUACAAUACAAUAGAUUUCUAUAUUAAAGAUUAUCAAUGAAACAUAAGCGAACAAAAAUAUUUCUAGAAAUAUGUGGCGCGAAACAAUAAAUGACAAACGACUUAUCCGAUUGGCUGGCGCUAUUCACCCUGUCCACAAAACAAGUUUAUCAUUCAAACGCGUUCUUAUCACGUGAUUUUUUCCAUAUAGAAACUUUAUACACGAUACCCGUUUUUCUACUUACACGUGUUUCUCAAUUCAUUCGGACACAUGAGUGAGAAUAUGGAAACGAAAAGUCUUUGGGACGAAACCAUUGACGACAUUGCCUUGUCCCAAGCCACUAACGAGAUUGAGUGCGAGUAUUUAUUUGGAGAACUCAGUCUAAGUCAGUUGUCUGUGUUUGAUAUGGGCCAUUUUGAUCUGGGGGAAUCGCUUACAGUAGACAGCAUGAUGGACACGCUAGAGGACAACUUCCAAUGCGAACAAGAGGAAACAGCCAGGUUUGCUUUCGUGGAGGACCCUGACGUAUCAAAUCUUAUUACCUCUACAGAGAGCAAGAAUACGAGAAAAAACACCAAAUGGGCAUUUUCCGUAUUUAUGGAGUGGAGAAAAGCGAGAAUGGCGACUAAAGAAACAGUCAUUCCUGAGCUCGCUCUUUUUGAUACCGAAAACAUCAACUCAUUACUGGGUAAAUUUGUAAUUGAAGCACGGAAAAAGGAUGGAUCACCCUACCCCCCUCGUUCUUUAUACAUGAUUACUGUUGGCCUACUCCGUUACAUGCGUGAAAAUGGAAACCAUCGCAAUUUUUUGGACGAAAAAAACUCUGACUUUUACGAAUUUCGUAAACAAUUGAGUGCACGAAUGGCACAACUGACGACCGAGGGUGUUGGAUCACAUGUAAAACAGGCAGAGCCCAAUAGCAUGGAAACAGAAAAUAAGUUGUGGGAGUUGGGUCUACUAGGCAUCCAGACAGCAAAGGCUAUAGUUAACACCGUGUUCUUCUAUAAUUGUAAGUUAUUUGGACUGCGUGCGGUGGACGAACACAGGCAACUCUCGGUGGAUCAGUUUGAGCUGGGGACUGACCAGGAGGGAAAGUUUAUCAAAUUUUCCGGGAGGGCCAACAAGACAUAUAAAGGAGGAUUAAAUCAGCGACAUAUUACAGCCAAGGAAUUAAAACACCACUUUGCAAAAGAAUCUCUUUAUGAGAUCUAUAAAGUUUACAUCCAGUGCGUCAAAGAAAAGGGUUCAGAGCGUUUUUAUUUGAGACCACUAGAAAACGGAGAGAAUGGAAGUGUACGGUUCAGUUCCCAACCAAUCGGAGUUAACAAACUUUCUAGCCUUUUAAAAAGCAUGUGCACAGAAGCUAACAUUCCAGGUUUCUUCACAAACCAUUCAGGUAAGCGUACAUGCGCUACAUCCCUGUACCAAGCGGGAAUUCCGGAGCAAGAAAUAAUGAGAAGAACUGGACAUAGAUCAGUGGAGAGUAUAAGAAAGUACAAAAGACCCUCCUCGGAAAUGCUACACGAAGUGCCGGGUGCUUUAGAAGCUGGAAUCCCAUCGGCGUCGGGGGAUGAGCUUGAGGAAACGCCUAACAAAAAGAUUAAAAGUGAGACAAAGGAGCAUGAGCAGAAGUUGGAGUUGAAUUUUUCCUGCACUAUUAAUUUGCAAUAAAAACUGCGUUCAAAUAUCAAUGUCCAUUUAUUAAUAAUGUAUUUUUGUUUUUAUUCAUUUCAGUACAGCUAGUACGGAUGGACGAUUGAUUAAAAAUAUUUAGUUUGGUAGUUGUUGUUUUUUCCUAACAUUGUGGGCGGAGUUUGAAAAAGUGUGGGGUAUGUACAGAUAACCCACACUUUUAACAAUAGAAAACUCGCCAA
Messenger RNA from Magallana angulata, 2248 nucleotides. RefSeq lists its product as uncharacterized. Gene Ontology annotation, biological process: DNA recombination; DNA integration. The record is from RefSeq and is a predicted model, not a curated record. Lineage: Eukaryota; Metazoa; Mollusca; Bivalvia; Ostreida; Ostreidae. The coding region runs from base 645 to 2045 and encodes 466 amino acids. The transcript has 2 exons. Gene Ontology annotation, molecular function: DNA binding.